AAUAAGUGCGAUUCCGUUUCUCAAUAGUAAAAUUUACUUUUUUCAUAGAGAAUGAAGGCAAUUAGGUGUCCUACUGAUGAACUUAGCAUUACAAAUUGUGCUAUAAUCAAUCCAGAUGAUUUCCCAGAUGAUGUCAGCGGGCCUUUGUUCCACCAACGAUAUCAUAAACUCCGCAUUUAUUUUCGCCAUUUUCAACGAUUCAUACGCACUCUCCUCUAUGACUCUUCUAUAAGUACGAUAAAGAAAAUGUAUCGGCCGAUUCGUUUUUAUUGCCGAAUCACUUCAUAUAUCGACAAAACCAAAUGUCGAAUGCGACCGAAUCGGUGAUUUCAUCGUAUACACGGAUAUGAAACAUACGCACAUUGAAGUUACCACUGCACCAAAUCAUCACUUUGUAUUUACUAUAAAACGACAUCAUGAAGUACCCAGAGGAACUGUUGGAUUUAGUUUGCUUCAGAGGAAAUGGGCCACUCUUUCCCUUAAUCAGGAAAUUGAAGUUCGACCAUAUCAUUUUAAUCCUACCUCCAGUACAGAAUGUUUAUGCACUAUUGUAUUAGAAGCAGACUUUUUGCAAAAAAAAUCGACUACUUUGGAACCAUACAAUACGGAUGAAAUGGCUAAAGAUUUUCUGUUACAAUUUUCGGGGCAGGCAUUCACCGUGGGUCAACAACUGGUGUUUCAGUUCAAGGAUAAAAGAAUGCUUGGCCUCGUAGUUAAAAGUUUGGAAGCUGCUGAUAUAUCUGCUAUAAGUUCUGGACAAAAUACAGUAUCUAAAAAAACUCAAAUGGGACGUUGUUUGGGCGAUACUGUUAUACAGUUUGAAAAGGCAGAAAAUUCAAAUGUAAACCUUAUUGGCAAAGCAAAGGGGAAAGUUAUUCGCCAAUCAAUUAUCAAUCCAGAUUGGGACUUUCAAAAAAUGGGAAUUGGUGGACUGGAUAAUGAAUUCAGUGCUAUUUUCCGAAGAGCAUUCGCGUCACGAGUUUUUCCGCCAGAAAUUGUUACUCAACUGGGUUGUAAGCAUGUAAAAGGGAUUUUACUUUAUGGUCCACCAGGUACCGGUAAAACGUUAAUGGCAAGGCAGAUAGGAACUAUGUUAAAUGCUAGAGAACCCAAAAUCGUCAAUGGCCCUCAGAUUUUGGAUAAAUAUGUUGGAGAAAGUGAAGCUAAUGUUAGACGAUUAUUUGCUGAUGCUGAAGAAGAGGAGAAGAGGCUUGGACCAAAUAGUGGAUUACAUAUAAUUAUUUUUGAUGAAAUUGAUGCUAUUUGCAAAUCUCGAGGGAGUGUUGCUGGAAAUACAGGAGUUCAUGAUACUGUCGUAAAUCAGUUGCUUGCAAAAAUAGAUGGUGUGGAGCAGUUAAAUAAUAUUCUUGUUAUUGGUAUGACUAACAGACGAGAUAUGAUUGAUGAAGCUUUACUACGACCUGGUAGAUUAGAGGUACAAAUGGAAAUCAGCUUGCCUGAUGAACAUGGAAGAUUCCAAAUACUUAAUAUUCACACAUCUAGAAUGAAAGAUUAUAAGAAGAUAUCACCAGAUGUUGAUUUAAGAGAACUAGCCACAUUAACUAAAAAUUUCAGUGGUGCAGAAUUAGAAGGUCUAGUUAGAGCUGCACAAAGUACUGCUAUGAAUAGAUUAAUUAAAGCUUCUAGUAAGGUAGAAGUAGAUCCUGCUGCAAUGGAAAAACUUAUGGUUUCCAGAACUGAUUUUCUUCAUGCUUUGGAACAUGACGUUAAACCUGCAUUUGGCACAAGUGCAGAAAAAUUAGAUCAUCUUCUUAUACGUGGUAUUAUUAACUGGGGCAAACCAGUGGCAGAGAUUUUGUCUGAUGGCAAUUUAUAUAUUCAAGAGGCACGCUCUGCCGAAGGUUCUGGUCUUGUGUCAGUUUUGUUAGAAGGACCUCCAAAUAGUGGAAAAACAGCACUUGCUGCUCAAAUAGCUAAAAAUUCCGAUUUUCCGUUUGUCAAAGUAUGUACACCAGAAGAUAUGGUUGGUUUUACAGAAUCUGCAAAAUGUCUUUUAAUUCGAAAGAUAUUCGACGAUGCUUACCGUUCACAACUCAGUUGUAUUCUAGUUGAUAAUAUUGAGCGUUUGUUAGAUUAUGGUUCUAUUGGUCCACGAUAUUCUAACUUGACUUUACAAGCGCUGUUAGUUUUACUGAAGAAACAACCACCGCGUGGUCGUAAAUUAUUAGUACUUUGUACUACAAGCCGCAGACAAGUUUUAGAGGACAUGGAAAUGUUAUCAGCAUUUAGUACAACUCUUCAUGUACCUAAUUUAUCAACUCCUGACCAUCUCUUAAGCGUUUUAGAAGAAAUGGAUCUAUUUAAUAAAAAAGAAAUUGUACAUUUACAUGCCAAACUUCAAGGAAAACGGGUAUUUAUUGGUAUAAAGAAGUUGCUAUGCUUAAUAGACAUGGCACGUCAAGUGGAACCAAAAUAUAGAGUUCCAAAAUUCUUAUCAAAAUUAGAAGAAGAAGGUGGAUUGGAGUAAUAAGUAUCUAAAGCUGUAAUUAUUUGUGUAGAAAUGAAUUAGAUGUGAUUUACGGAUUAAUAUAUAAUACGUACGUAACAAAGAAAUUUGCAUUUAUAUACAUACGAAAUCUAUAUUACUUGAAAAAAUCAAGUAUAAUUACGUGAGGUAUAUAUGUAUAUGUCUUAGGAAUACUUAUGUAAAGCAUUUUAAUUGUUUAUAAAUAUUCAGGUACUUUCUACUAUACUUUUAAUAGAAAUUGUAUUUUCUAUUAUCUUUUUAAACGAUUCUGCCAAACAUACAGUAUUCAUAAUUUUAGAAUUAUAUAAUUUUUAUGUACCUCUUUGAUAAUAAUUUGUUUUAAAGCAAUUUCACUAAUUUAAAAAAAUGUAAAAUAUAAAAUGUAAAAAGACAAAGAUAUAAUAGUUAAAAGAAUGAAAUUUUUUGUUAGAUGGUAAUAAUAUUAAAUGUUCGCAAUACAUUAUUAUAUAAAUUUUUAAUUAUUGAUCUUUUGUGUGAACUUUGAAAGUUUAUGCUACACUAGUUAUAUAUGAAACUAUAUGUCAUAACUAUGUAGAAAUGAAAUUUACACAUAUCUUUACAAAAGAUAGAGAGAAAUGCUUCCCUUAGUUUUAAUGUUAUCAUAUUCUACCAUAAAAUGAGUUUAUUCCAUAUUAGUGCUACGUUUUUUAAACAAUUUUUAUAAUAAGAAGUGUAAUUGUUUAUUAGCAACGUUUAUUACAUGUAUUAUAAACAUAUAUUUUUAUGCCUCCAUUUAUAGGUAAUGUAUGUAUAUCCAUACAAUAAUCUAAUGUGUACUUAUCACUACAUCACAGUUUGCUGUAGUUCUAGUUGUAAAUGUAUGCAUAUGUUUUAGUAUUGAUAUUUAGUAGCAUCUACAGAUUAAUGCCUCUUUAAGGUGACUAAAUAAAACCAUUCCAAAAAAUA
Molecule: messenger RNA, 3415 nt
Organism: Bombus terrestris (buff-tailed bumblebee)
Lineage: Eukaryota; Metazoa; Arthropoda; Insecta; Hymenoptera; Apidae
Product: vesicle-fusing ATPase 1
Exons: 10
Coding region: 347-2488 (713 amino acids)
Biological process (GO): Golgi to plasma membrane protein transport; intra-Golgi vesicle-mediated transport; SNARE complex disassembly
Cellular component (GO): Golgi stack
Molecular function (GO): ATP hydrolysis activity; ATP binding
Source: RefSeq, a predicted model, not a curated record